GAUUCACGUUCGCUUCACGGUAGAUUCACGAAGAAGAACUGCGAAAUCUGGGAGAAGGAGGACAGCGCCCAAAUAACUGUAAACCUGUGCAAAAACAUUGUGCGGCAGAAAUGGGACGUGACCCACCAUUUCUGUGUGGUCGGACCGUAAAACAAAGGAUAUGUCCGUCACUUUGUUAAAGUGCAACAUCCAACUGUUUGAGCAGCACAGUUUGAUCUUAAAGAAGCACAAGCCUUGAGGAAGCAGGAUGUUCACAGGCUCCACCAAACUGCCUCCCACUAAAACGCCUCAGCCUGAGAGGUUGGAUGAAGUGUAUGCAGCUCUACGCAGAGGACUACAGUCAUACCUACAGGUCCAUCAGCUGGAGCUGGACAGUCUGGGCCAGCAGAGUAGAGAAAACAAAAGGAAUGGGCGCUUGGGGUCGUUGUAUGAACUAGAUAAGCAAGUUAAAGCCAUAGAAAGGUUUAUGCGCCGUCUUGAAUUCCACCUCAGCAAGGUUGAGGAGUUGUAUGAUGCUUAUUGUAUUCAACGGCGACUACGUGAUGGAGCAAGCAAAAUGGUGGCAGCCUUUAAUUUGGCCAGUGGCAGUAGAGAGGCCAGAGAAAGUCUAAGUGAAGCCAACAAAGGCUACAAGGAAUGCACAGAACAUAUGUGCAGUCUUGAAAGUGAACUAGAGAGCCACAUGGGAGAGUUUCAUGUCAAGAUGAAGGGACUUGCUGGCUUUGCGCGGUUAUGUGCUGGUGACCAAUAUGAGGUUCUUAUGCGUUAUGGACGGCAACGCUGGAGGCUCAGAGGUCGUGUGGAAGUCGGCAACAAGCAAAUAUGGGACAGUGAGGAGUACAUAUUCAUGCCUCUGAUCACUGAACUCCUGUCCAUAAAGGUGACGGAGCUGAAGAGCCUGGCAAAUCAUGUCGUAGUGGGCACUGUGUCGUGCGAAAUGCUGGAUCUGUUCUGCCCACUUCCCCAGACGCUGGCAGUGGACAUCAACGAUCUGGGAACAGUGAAGCUCAAUUUAGAGGUCACGUGGAGUCCAUUUGAUAAGGAUGAUCCGACGUCGUCCAGCAGUACAGUCUCCAAGCGGCUGCUGUCCAACCAGAGCCCCCCAGACACUCCCUCCAUGAGAGAGCAGGUGUUUUAUUCUUUGCUGAAGCGACAGGGUGAAGUGGAGAAUGGGACUGUGUGGUCCAACUCGUCUGAAUCCUCUGAUGAUUCAUCAAGUCCAGCCUUGGCUCACCCGACACAACGCCUUAUUGCAUCAAACCUGCUGCAGACUACUCUCACCAAUCAGCUGUCACUCAGUCCUCACAAAUCCAGUGCAUCCACUCCAUCGCUCUCCUCUAACCAUGAGGAGGAGGAGUCAGAGACACCUGAGGUUUUCUGUUUAAACGAUACAGUGCCUAACGGUCACCUUCAGACACCCCUCUCUGACUGUAAAGUGUCUGACAGAGCAUCCCUCCAGUCUGCCGACCUCUCAGAGACCUCUGUAGACCUGUGCUGCUCCUGUCCGGAUGUGUCUGAGUCCCCCACCCCGUUGGUGGACAGUUUGUCUGAGGUCAGCUGUGAUCAGCAAAAAGACUCAGUAUUAGAGAGUACAGAGACAGAUGUGGUGACAGGGGAAUUUACCGAAGGACCACUAGAAAACUACGAAGAGGAGACUAAAGAGAACGAGCAGCCAGCACCCUCUGAGGAUAUGCACCACGCUGAGAAGGAUGAGGAAUCUCCAGGGGCUCCUUUCCCAACAUCUGCAAGUUUCAACCAAGAAGUGGAAACAGCUCUGGAAAGUUUUGACUUCCUCAACUGUUCUGACCUGGAGGAAGAAGAGAAUGAGAAAGAUGAUGACAUUCAUGAAGAGGUCAAACAAAAGGAAGAGGUUGUACAAGAAGUGGACCAAAUUCAGUCAGUAGAGGACCAUAACGAAUCCAUAGACGAGACUGCAAAGGAUAAAGAAAAGGAAGAUAUUUUCUCAGAAGGAAGUGAUGAAGAGGUGGAUGGUGAUCUAAAUAUAAUUAUGGAGGCUCCAGAAGGAUUUAGGAACUCUGAUGAAGACCGUUAUUCUGAAUCACAGGAGUCAAGUGUUGCUGACCUGCAGGAUCUGGGUCAGAUUGAAAUGCCAGAGGAACCACAGACAUCCGACCAAGAAAAGGGAGAGGAGCAACAUGAGGAAGCAACGUCUCAUGAUCAGGAGGAGCCCUCAGCACCCAGCCAACUGGCUACAACUGUCUUCUAACGAUUGGAGGUGGACCAUAGCUAGCUCUCUGAUCUUCUCAAGCCAAUUGUGCAGUGUGUCUCAAGGCCCAGCGUGGUCCCUCUCACUGGUCAGACAAACAGGCUCCCACUUUAUGAUGGGGUUUGUGCAUUUAACAGAGUUUGCCUUGUUAUGACCAACUCUGGCCUCAGCUGUGCUCAAUAACCACCAAACACAAGAUGUUCCCACGUGUCCUCAUCUUUUCAAUACUCCCGUCAUGAUGCCUCCUUCAAGGAUGAUUAGUUUACUCAUUUACAAAUAGUCUUUGUUUUGUGCUAGUCCGCUAAACAAAAGGUUAAGCAUUUCAGGAAUUGGCUCAAGGAGCCUUGUAUUUUGGUUUUUAAUACAAAGCAUUUUAAAAGUUUGUUUUAGUUUUUCUUUCAAAAAGCACUGGUUAGAAGCUAAAAAAAAAUUCAGUAUUUUGAGAUAAGACAUGUUACUGUUUGCAGUGUUACGGUGGCUUAUAUCUGGCUAUAAAGAGAUUUCAUGAGCAUUGUUUGCCUCAAUAUUUUUAAUGAAGUUACAUUGCCACUGACUUGCCACAUUUAAAGCUGUCCUCUUGAAAACCACUUUUUUAUUUUAGAAAUGUUGCCAUUAUUCCUCUUUUUAUGUUUACGGGCACAUUAUGGACAACAUGAAUAUACAACACUCCAAUGCUGUGCUGUCUAAGGUCAUUCAAUCUUUUGCAGUGAAAAUAUGUAUCUGCAUGUGUAGUGGCCUCACACUGCCAUUGUGUGUAAUCAAAGCUCAAAUCAGCUGUUUGUGUGUGUAAGCUAAAGCUAAGGCUCCAGUCCAAGGGAGCCAUCAGGUGCGUGACUAUGUACUGUGUACCUGCCUCUAGAGGGCGCAAUAUUAUGUUUGAGCUUCAUUAUGCUAAACGUGCCCUAAAAAGCCUCUUCUCUCAGAAAGUGCCUCACGUGAUACAUUUAGAGGGUUUAUGCCAUGGCAGAGGAGACCAAGCAAAGAGAACAGUGUUUAUUUUGACUAAGAGUGUGCACAAGAAAUAUUUACUGUUUCAUAUAAAAGAAUUGUGUAUGUCUUGAAGUGUUAAAAUGUUUAUGUUCUGAAAUGUCCAAACUUUAUAAAGGUUUCUUUAAAACAA
This is a messenger RNA of Periophthalmus magnuspinnatus, 3347 nucleotides long. RefSeq names its product rho family-interacting cell polarization regulator 1-like. The record is from RefSeq and is a predicted model, not a curated record. The coding region runs from base 248 to 2227 and encodes 659 amino acids. The transcript is spliced from 17 exons. NCBI's taxonomy places the organism in Eukaryota, Metazoa, Chordata, Actinopteri, Gobiiformes, Gobiidae.